This is a messenger RNA of Exophiala viscosa, 3045 nucleotides long. RefSeq names its product DNA mismatch repair protein msh-2. Gene Ontology annotation, molecular function: ATP-dependent DNA damage sensor activity; ATP binding; mismatched DNA binding. Gene Ontology annotation, biological process: mitotic recombination; mismatch repair. NCBI's taxonomy places the organism in Eukaryota, Fungi, Ascomycota, Eurotiomycetes, Chaetothyriales, Herpotrichiellaceae. The transcript has 2 exons. The record is from RefSeq and is a predicted model, not a curated record. Gene Ontology annotation, cellular component: nucleus; MutSalpha complex. The coding region runs from base 62 to 2863 and encodes 933 amino acids.
CCGCAUCUCAAGUAACCAAAUCAUCGUCACUCAUGCACUCUCCCAAUACCAGCAGCUAAACAUGGCGUCUAGACCAGAGCUCAAGGUCGACGACGAGGGUGGCUUCAUCCGCACUUUUCGGUCCCUGCCCUCCAAACCCGAUGGCGACAACACGAUCCGGGUCUUUGACCGUACAGAUUGGUACUCUGCACACGGUGAAGAUGCCGAGUUCAUUGCAAGGACUGUCUACAAAACCACUGCGGUUAUCAGGAACCUCGGUCGCACCGAAAAUGCCCUUCCUAGCGUUACGAUGACGACCACUGUAUUCCGAAACCUCCUCCGUGAAGCACUCUUCAAGCUCGGCAAAAGAGUAGAGAUAUGGGAGGCAAGCGGCAAGGGCCAAUGGAAGUUAGUUCGACAAGCCAGUCCCGGCAAUCUACAAGCUGUUGAGGAAGAGCUGGGUUCUGGUCUGGACAGUCAAGGCGACAGUGCCCCCAUCAUCCUAGCCGUGAAGAUCAGCGCGAAAGCAGGCGAGGCGAGGAGCGUGGGUGUCUGCUUCGCAGAUGCUAGCGUCAGAGAGCUGGGUGUCAGCGAGUUCCUCGACAAUGACCUAUACUCCAAUUUCGAAAGUCUUCUAAUCCAAUUGGGCGUAAAGGAAUGCAUCGUGGCAACCGACGGACAGAAGAAGGAUCCCGAAUUCAGCAAGAUACGACAGAUCGCCGACUCAUGCGGCAUCGCCAUUUCGGAAAGGCCUGCCGCCGACUAUGCCACAAAGGACAUCGAGCAAGACCUAGCCCGACUGCUCAAAGGAGAGAAUGCAAUGGGUCUUCUACCGCAGACCGACCUUACGUUGGCUAUGGGUAGUGCAGCUGCAUUGAUCAAGUACCUGGGCGUGCUGACAGACCCGAGUAAUUUCGGUCAAUACAGGCUCUACCAGCAUGACCUGACUCAAUUCAUGAAGUUGGACGCUGCAGCACUGAGGGCCCUCAAUCUGAUGCCCGGACCAAGGGAUGGUGCAAAGAGUAUGAGCCUGUUCGGCCUUCUCAAUCACUGCAAGACCCCAAUCGGUGGUCGUCUCUUGGCACAAUGGCUGAAACAGCCACUGAUGAAUCUCUCCGAGAUUGAAAGAAGACAACAACUGGUGGAAGCCUUUGUCACGGACACAGAACUUCGACAGACGAUGCAAGAAGAACAUCUCCGCUCCAUCCCUGACCUGUAUCGUCUUGCGAAGAAAUUCCAACGCAAGCUAGCGAACCUGGAAGACGUGGUGCGCGCAUAUCAGGUUGUCAUACGGCUACCCGGGUUCAUUGAAGCUUUGGAGGCCGUUGUCGACGAGCAAUACCAGGUACCACUCGAAGCGCAGUACACAUCAAAACUAAAAGAACUUUCCAAUUUCCUAGGCAAACUGGCCGAGAUGGUCGAGACAACAGUCGAUCUGGAUGCGCUCGAUCGCCACGAGUUUAUCAUCAAACCGGAAUUUGACGACAAAUUGCGGAUAAUCCGGACGAAACUGGAUAAAAUCAAGGAUGGGAUGGAGGUGGAACACCGCCGUGCCGGCAAAGACCUCAACCAAGACAUUGAUAAAAAGCUAUUCCUCGAAAACCACAGAGUUCACGGCUACUGCUUCAGGCUCACCCGCAAUGAGUCCAGCUGCAUCAGGAACAAGAGCACGUACAAAGAGAUUUCCACGCAGAAGAAUGGAGUAUAUUUCACCACGAACAAGCUGCAAGAGCUACGGCGAGAGCACGACCAGCUCUCGACUGCUUACAACCGCACACAGUCAUCAUUAGUGUCCGAGGUCGUUUCAGUGGCAUCUUCAUACGUCCCAGUCAUCGAACAACUGGCCGCCAUCAUUGCUCAUAUGGACGUCAUUGUGAGUUUGGCUCAUGUCUCUGUACAUGCACCGACCGCUUAUGUCCGGCCGAAGAUGCAUGAGCGUGGUACGGGAGACACAAUCUUGCGUGAAGCACGGCAUCCUUGCAUGGAAGCGCAGGACGAUAUCAAUUUCAUCACCAAUGAUGUCGAACUAAAACGAGAUGAGUCGAGGUUUCUCAUCAUAACUGGCCCGAACAUGGGCGGCAAGUCCACGUACAUUCGCACCAUUGGAUGCAUUGCUCUGAUGGCUCAGAUUGGGUGCUUCGUGCCGUGUAGCGAGGCCGAGUUGACCAUUUUCGAUUGCGUACUCGCUCGUGUGGGAGCCUCAGAUUCACAGCUCAAGGGUGUUUCUACUUUUAUGGCCGAAAUGCUGGAAACGGCCAACAUCCUGAAAAGUGCCACCAGGGACUCUCUCAUCAUCAUUGACGAGCUCGGUCGCGGUACGAGCACGUACGAUGGUUUUGGCCUCGCCUGGGCUAUCAGCGAGGAGAUUGUGGCGCAGAUUGGUGCAUUUGGCUGUUUUGCCACACACUUCCACGAACUUACCGCUUUGGCGGACAAAUACCCCAGUGCCGUCAAGAAUCUGCACGUCGUCGCUUUCGUUGGCGAAGAAGCAGAUAGUAGCAGUGGCGCUGACGGUGCAUCGACCAAGCGGAGAGAGGUCACGUUACUGUACAGAGUUGAGCCGGGUAUCAGCGACCAGAGCUUCGGUAUCCAUGUUGCCGAGUUGGUGAGAUUUCCGGAGAAGGUGACCAAUAUGGCACGUCGGAAGGCUGAAGAGUUGGAAGAUUUCACGGCCGUGAAGGGUGACCAAAAGAAGAACGACUACUCGAAAGAGGACGCCGAGGAAGGAAGCAAGCUACUGAAAGAAAUGCUGAAGAACUGGAAAGAGCAGGUCGAGGGUCAAGACUUGAGCAAAGACGACAAGCUCAAACUCAUGAGGGAUAUGGUCAAGGGUGACGGGCGAUUGAUGGCAAAUCCAUUUUUCCAGUCUGUCAAGGCAUUGUGAGAAAUCGAUGUGCGUGGAAUGGGCUGGUCUUUAAGCAUGGCGUCGGGUGUCAAAUGUCUGUGCUGGACAAAGAAUGAGCACUGUCACCGUGGCACGAAAUGUCAGAAAAGGUGUUGGUACCAUGAUUGAUUCUUUUUGUCUUCCUCAAGACCCCCUAACAGUGGUGGUGUUGGCCAUAUUGA